Messenger RNA from Mesoplodon densirostris (Blainville's beaked whale), 1672 nucleotides. RefSeq names its product dual specificity protein kinase CLK4-like. Gene Ontology annotation, cellular component: nucleus. The transcript is spliced from 14 exons. The record is from RefSeq and is a predicted model, not a curated record. Gene Ontology annotation, biological process: regulation of RNA splicing; protein phosphorylation. Bases 131 to 1576 code for a protein of 481 amino acids. NCBI's taxonomy places the organism in Eukaryota, Metazoa, Chordata, Mammalia, Artiodactyla, Ziphiidae. Gene Ontology annotation, molecular function: ATP binding; protein tyrosine kinase activity.
AUUAUACUCCUGAAGAGUUUCCAGAAGAGCAGAUAGAAGACCUUGACAAAUCCUUUCUGCAAAAGAAGCAACUAAAAAACUGAUGAAUUACAAGAAACAACCAUUUCAGAACUCUGGAAAUUAACUAAAGAUGAGGCAUUCCAAAAGAACUCACUGCCCUGACUGGGAUAACAGAGAAAGCCUGGGACAUGAAAGCUACAGUGGAAGUCACAAAAGGAAGAGGAGAUCCCACAGUAGUACACAAGAGAACAGACAUUGUAAACCACAUCACCAGCUUAAAGAAUAUUAUUGUCAUUAUUUAGGAGCAAGGCUCUUGAAUGAGAGAUAUUAUCGGGACCGGAGAUACAUGGAUGAAUACAGAAAUGACUACUGCAAAAGAUAUGUUCCUAGACGUUAUCACAGAGACAUUGAAAGCAGUUAUCGAAUCCACUGCAGUAAAUCUUCAGUCCGAAGCUGGAGAAGCAGUCCUAAAAGGAAGUGUAAUAGACACUGUUCAAGUAAUCAGUCACGUUCGAAGAGCCACCAAAGGAAAAGAUCCAGGAGUAUAGAAGAUGAUGAAGAGGGUCACCUUAUCUGUCAAAGUGGAGACGUUCUAAAAGCAAGAUAUGAAAUCGUGAACACUUUGGGAGAAGGGGCCUUUGGCAGAGUUGUAGAGUGCAUUGAUCAUGGCAUGGGUGGCAUACAUGUAGCAGUGAAAAUCAUAAAAAGUGUGGGACAAUAUCGUGAAGCAGCUCAUUCAGAAAUCGAAGUAUUAGAGCAUUUAAAUAGUACUGAUCCCAAUAAUGUCUUCCGAUGUGUCCAGAUGCUAGAAUGGUUUGAUCAUCAUGGUCAUAUUUGUAUUGUGUUCGAACUCCUGGGACUUAGUACCUAUGAUUUCAUUAAAGAAAAUAGCUUUCUGCCCUUUCAAAUUGACCAUAUCAGGCAAAUGGCAUAUCAGAUCUGUCAGUCAAUAAAUUUUUUGCAUCAUAAUCAAUUAACCCAUACAGAUCUGAAGCCUGAAAAUAUUUUAUUUGUGGAGUCUGACUAUGUAGUCAAGUAUAAUUCAAAAAUGAAACGUGAUGAACGCACACUGAAAAACACAGCUAUCAAAAUUGUUGACUUAGGAAGUGCAACAUACGAUGAUGAACAUCAUAAAACUUUGGUAUCUACACGGCAUUACAGAGCUCCAGAGGUCAUUUUGGCUUUAGGUUGGUCUCAGCCAUGUGAUGUUUGGAGCAUAGGUUGCAUUCUUAUUGAAUAUUACCUUGGUUUCACAGUCUUUCAGACUCAUCAUAGUAAAGAACACCUGGCAAUGAUGGAACGUAUAUUAGGACCCAUACCAACACACAUGAUUCAGAAAACAAGGAAACAGAAGUAUUUUUAUCAUAAUCAGCUGGAUUGGGAGGAACAUAGUUCUGCUGGUAGAUAUGUUACGAGACGCUGCAAACCAUUAAAGGAAUUUAUGCUCUGUCAUGAUGAAGAACAUGAGAAACUGUUUGACCUGAUUCAAAGAAUGUUAGAAUAUGAUCCAGUGAAAAGAAUUACCUUGGAUGAAGCAUUGCAGCAUCCUUUCUUUGACUUAUUAAAAAAGAAAUAAAAUGGAAAUCAGUGGUCUUACUAUACUUCUCUAGAAGAGAUUAUUUAAGACUGUGUCAGUCAACUCUAAACAUUCUAAUAUUUUUAUAAACCUUAA